Messenger RNA from Schistocerca gregaria, 1164 nucleotides. RefSeq names its product trypsin-3-like. Bases 328 to 1044 code for a protein of 238 amino acids. Gene Ontology annotation, biological process: proteolysis. The transcript has 4 exons. The record is from RefSeq and is a predicted model, not a curated record. Gene Ontology annotation, molecular function: serine-type endopeptidase activity. NCBI's taxonomy places the organism in Eukaryota, Metazoa, Arthropoda, Insecta, Orthoptera, Acrididae.
AGUGGAGUAAACACAUGGGUGUGGAACAUGCAUUUUUUUAUUUGUUUUUGUUUUAAAAUUUUGAACAAUUCUUAGUAAAACUUUGUGUCCCUAAGCUUCAUAUCGAAUGAGUAUUUCGGGCAUUCUGAUUGAAGUACUCGCUCACUAAAAUUAGUACGAAGGAACUUCGGCGGAAGUUGAAAAUCCCCGUGGCACAUAUCCUUCUGUUUUGUGGUGAAAUAAGUCGUGAACUGGACGGGAAAUAGACUGAUGUAUCGUUUUAUCAUGCCUGCGUCGUCAAGAAACUUCUGUGGAGAAAGGGUGUUGCCGUUAAUUUGAGGCGUGGUGAUGGCGGGCAACGUGCAGUUCCAUGACUUCCGCGACGUCAUCUACCCCGUGGUGCAGGUGCGUCUGAUCCAGCGCUGGUGGAUGUACCCCUGGGACCACGCGCAGUGGAACGACAUCACCGUCGCCCAGGUCUACGUGCCCUUCGUGUUCAACAGCUACGUCGAGAUGGAGCCUCUGACCGACUGGUCCACUUUCGGGAACACGUCGAAGCUGUGCCAAAUCGCAGGCUUCGGCGAGCAGUUCUCCUGGGACGUACGGCACACGUUGCACUACGCCACCCUCGACAUGACCGACAGCCUCGAGUGCAAGAUCGACGCCGGAGCUUUCAACGCACCCGUCGGCGAGAACGUCUUCUGCACCAAAGACACCGAGGAGAACACCAUGUGUGACGGUGACGCCGGCGGGCCCGUCAUGUGCUACGGGUUUUUGAAUGGCAUCAUCUCUGACAUGGUCCCAGUGAGAGAUGACUUCAUGCGCAAUUGUAGCUCACCGGCCAAAAGCAACUACUUCAUGUUCGUCGGUUACUACAGGAAGUGGAUCAUGGGUAUCAUAGUGAACAACACUCCUACUGAGGAAGAGGAAAGCAACGAGAUACCCCAUGGCCACCGCCGCCCACAAGCAGUCAGUGCAGUGUCCGCUCCCACCCCCACUCCACCUGUGGGUGGGCUCUCACUGUGCCUAUGUUCGCUGCUUUGCUCCACUGUUCUCAAUAAAUGAAGUGUCCGUGUCCUGCAACUGGUCUCAUUUCCAUUCCAAACUGCCAAUUAGAGUGGCUCUUAUGAGGAACUUUUCUUAAAGAUUUUGUAUAUUUUUCCUUGAACUGUCCUCCAAUUUAUU